Molecule: messenger RNA, 1299 nt
Organism: Podarcis raffonei (Aeolian wall lizard)
Lineage: Eukaryota; Metazoa; Chordata; Lepidosauria; Squamata; Lacertidae
Product: lithostathine-like
Exons: 8
Coding region: 192-806 (204 amino acids)
Molecular function (GO): signaling receptor activity
Source: RefSeq, a predicted model, not a curated record
AAAUAAAUGAAUUGAACCCCACCCUUUCUCCCUGGGCUAAUGACCACUUGACACCUUCAUUUAUCAUCUGUCAGGUUCAUGAAAAGACACCCAAUGGCUCAUCAGCCAACCCUUUUUGCUUUGUGGUCAGUUGUGUAGGGUUUGUUGGCUUCACCUUUGUCUACCUUCUGCAUUGUCCUCUUCCUAUAAAUAUGCCAUGGGGUGGACAGCACUUUGCACAGGCUGCAAGAUUCGCCCUUGACUCCAGAUCAGCCACAGCAAGACAGUUGGAGAGAAGGACACAGGAGAAGCAGAAGAUGGGGCAAGUGGUCUACCUUGGACUCUGCCUGUUGGGCUGCCUUAUCCUGAACCCUUUGGCAGAAGGUGCCGCCAAUCGCACCCAGAGCCCUCGCGCUCACUGCCCUGCAGGAGCCCUCUUCUACAGAAAGUACUGCUACGAAUAUUUUAGCUCCAGCCGCUCAUGGGAUGAUGCUGAGGUCAGUUGCCAGAGGAAACAUGGGUCCCAGCUGGCCUCCAUUCUUUCUGCAAGGGAAGCAAAUGUGGUUUACAGUUACCUGCGACAAUAUGGCUCCAGCAACGUCUGGGUCGGCCUGGUAGCUGACCGUGGUACCUUGAAUAUGAUCUGGAAAUGGAGCGAUGGAUCUGUCUUCUCUCAACCCCUCUGGGAUGGCCGGAGCAUCAGCAACUCAAUCUCUUCAGACGAAUGUGUCUCCGUUUCUUAUUCAGGUUCCCAGAAAUGGAUCCAGCGUUCCUGUACGACUACCUUGCCAUACCUUUGCAAAUACAAGGCCACCGAUUAUGCCUGAAACCCUGGGCCUGAGAGGCACACCCACAGACCUCCAGCUUCCCAACAGGUCCAAGGCCAGCCCCCUUUCCCACCUGCUCUGUCCACCUGCAGGAAAUCUAUUCCCUCCCCUCCUCUAUUGGCCUGGAGCAGAAAAAACAAGAGGGGCUUCCCCAAAUAAAUCCAGUUUGGACUCUUGAUUCCACUAAGACCUAGCCUAAUCCAAAGCUUGAGGCUGUGAGCAACAGUACAUCUCUCCAGAGUAGGAAGUUUGCCCCAUGAGAUAUGAAACCUGUCUCACUUUUCUGCAAAGAGAUGAGAUGCUUUUGUGGACUGGUUAGCUGAGUAAACAAAGCUUUCCUUGUGCUUUGCAAAGUGAUGGGGCCAACUUUGGAACCCUCUUUUCCCAGACCACAUCAUUGAAAUGCAAACCUUUGCAAGCUGUCUGCCCCCCCCUCUCUGGCCAGCUCCCGUCUUCCUCCGUAGUGACAAUAAACCUCUUUCUGUGCAAGCAA